AUCACUACUGCCCAUUUGCCCAAGAAGAGGAACAAGGGGCUUUUGUUGGGCAGCAGAUUAAACACAAAUCCGUGUGCAUGAAAACGUCAUUGUUCUGUACGAUCUUUUAAAUCAUGAAACGCGGACUGUUCACUAUCAUUGGGGUCACAGCUGGGGCAGUUGGUGCGGUUGCAUUGGCCCCUGUGGCGCUCACCAUGGCUGGAUUCACCUCUGCUGGUAUAGCAGCAGGGUCUUUGGGUGCCAGCAUGAUGUCAUCAGCAGCCAUCGCCAACGGUGGUGGUGUGGCUGUGGGAAGUUUGGUCGCUCUCCUCCAGUCUGCAGGUGCUGCUGGACUGUCUGCAGGUGCGGCGGCAGCUGUGGCAUCUGUGGGUGGAGCAGCAGGUGCUGUAAUAGGUGGAGCUGCAGAUUUGUUCUCUCAUUCCAGGAGUCCACCUUCACUUGAGGAGGAAGAUGAUGGAAAUGAAGAAGAAGAAGAGAUAGAGAUGCUUUUUUUGGAGUCCAAAGACCUUGUGCCAAAAUAAGGCUUUUGUUAAUUAAUAACUCUAAUAACGAUGUAUUUGUUUUUACUUUUAUUUAAUUUUUUUGUUUGAGCAAUUUGUAUUUGUGUGCAUGUCAGUUUUAUGCUUGUGCAAUUAAAAUGUGCAUGUACAGUAAAAAGAGAUAACUUUUUUUAUUAAUCAAUUAAAAAUAUAUAUAUUUUGCCAAAUUCCAAAGUAUCACCUUUUAGUAUGAGUGCAAGAAAUUGUAAUUUAAACUAUAUGUGUCCUUGAAUGUCAUACUUAAAUCUUUACAGCAGAAUUUGGUUUUGUCAGAUAUUUAAACUCAUUUGCUACCUGCAAUUAUUUCGCCUGCUGCAAUCUGACGAGACCUCGCCAUUUUUUGUUAGUCUUUUGUACAGCUUCUCUCAGCAAUGUUUCUCAUCUGAUAGCAAUUUUGUCCUUGUAAUUUAACUAAAUAGUAAGUAAGCAAAUAAAUAAUGAGUCAUAACAAUAUCUAUUUGCCUUCCUCCAAUGUUUGUCUAAAGUUCUGCCCUGCUUGUGGGUUUUGUUUCCUUUCGUGAAAAGCAUCCUGUUUUUUUAUUUAUUUAUUACUGCAGGUAUAUCAGUAUAUAUAUGUAUUUCAUAUUACCAUUUUGAUCAGGCUUCAAUGUUAAGGUUGAAUAAUUUAAUUUUAAUGGCAUUAAAAAGGUUAUUAGUCAGUUAUUAAAAUGGCUUUUUUGAGAGUUUAGCCGAUAGUUUCAUAUAUAUGUAUACAUUUAUUUUGUGUGUGUGUGUGUGUGUGUGUGUUGAUGUUUAUGAAAUUUGCUUUGUGAA
Molecule: messenger RNA, 1313 nt
Organism: Carassius auratus (goldfish)
Lineage: Eukaryota; Metazoa; Chordata; Actinopteri; Cypriniformes; Cyprinidae
Product: interferon alpha-inducible protein 27-like protein 2A
Exons: 4
Coding region: 114-521 (135 amino acids)
Biological process (GO): release of cytochrome c from mitochondria; intrinsic apoptotic signaling pathway
Cellular component (GO): mitochondrial membrane
Source: RefSeq, a predicted model, not a curated record